Hyaloscypha bicolor E is the source of this 1523-nucleotide messenger RNA. RefSeq names its product arad-like aldolase/epimerase. Gene Ontology annotation, molecular function: actin filament binding. The record is from RefSeq and is a predicted model, not a curated record. Bases 312 to 1232 code for a protein of 306 amino acids. The transcript has 3 exons. NCBI's taxonomy places the organism in Eukaryota, Fungi, Ascomycota, Leotiomycetes, Helotiales, Hyaloscyphaceae. Gene Ontology annotation, cellular component: cytoskeleton.
AAUACUAAUUCUUGAACCAAAAGACCGCGAUGGGCACGUUUAUAAGGAGUCUCGGGAAUAACUUCCAAAACCACAGACCUCGGCAUAUAUCCAUCUUCCCCACAUUGACGCCACCUCCCCACGCCCUCUGCCCGACAGCCGGACGAGGUCUACUAAAAAGGUCUAUUUUGCGUUAAAGGGCGCGCGACGGGCAAGGAUCUCUCGACCCCUCAUUCUCUCCUCCAAAUCUGCUGGUUUUUCUUCCUCGUCCAUUCUUCGUCUUUCCUUCUGUCUUCAUUCAAAUGUCCUUCUCGAUAUCAAAUAAUUUCAAAAUGGCACCCCCGUCAGCAAUCCACACGCAUGAGACCGCCGGCACAGGCGCCUCAGUCCCAACAAACUCCAACGGUGGCCCAGGAACAGCAACCCACGAGCCCGGCCUGACGAAAGCGCAAGCCGAGAAAGCCGAGAUCGAGAUGCCCAAGUUCCCAGCGCCGAAGAAGUUCGAAGACAAGUAUCAGGAGAGGGAAUAUCAGAAGGGCCGGUUGGUGCUUGCGUUUAGGAUUUUUGCGAAGCUGGGGUUCGAUGAGGGUGUUGCGGGACAUAUUACUUUAAGGGACCCGGUUGAACCAACGAGCUUUUGGGUUAAUCCCUUUGGUGUCGCGUGGCCACUUUUGAAGGCUUCGGAUCUUAUUCGAGUUAAUGCCCAAGGCAAAGUGGUUGACGGAGGACCCUGCCGUUUGCUGAAUGCUGCAGCAUACAUGAUCCACCACGCCGUUCAUACAGCUCGCCCCGAAAUAAACUGCGUUGCGCAUUCGCAUUCCCUAUACGGACGAGCGUUCUGCUCUCUCGGUCGAAACCUCGAUAUCAUUACACAAGAUUCCUGCGCUUUCUAUAACGAUAUCGCUCUAUACUCUUCUUUCAAAGGCAUAGUUCUAGACGAAGAAGAGGGAAUCGCCAUUGCGGCAGCUCUUGGGAAUAAGAAAGCUGCUCUUCUACAAAAUCAUGGUCUGUUGACGUGUGGGAGGUCGAUUGAGAGCACAAUUUUUUGGUUUAUGAGUCUGGAGAAAUGUUGUCAUGCUCAACUUUUGGCUGAUGCAGCUGCCGGCGGAAGAGGUUGCGAAACUGUCAAGAUUGAUGAGAAGGAUGCCGAGUAUACUUAUCAGACUGUGGGCACUGAAGGAGCGGGGUGGUUCAGCGCGCGGCCGACUUUUGAUAUCAUGGAGCAUGAGUCCGGGUUGGACUAUAAGUGGUAAAUGGAGAUCUCUGGUGUGAGAUAUUGAUAUUGUAAGGAGACCCUGACAAUAAGACAAUCGUUUAAAGUCAUUUUAGUAACCUAGUAGUUUCUUGGUAGCCUCUUCAUAGGAGUCGGGCUCGACAGUGGAACUUCGAGGUUUUAAGCCGAUGAAAACUAUUUAGCUUUGUUCUUACCCGUCAUCUCAACCAACACUAGAUCAAUAUCGCCCGAUACCUUGUUAUGUAGUCCAGGAUUCCUAGACCAGGAAUCCGAUCACUUUACCCUGAAUGCCUAUCGAUCAGCAAACUCC